CUUGGUUCUUAACUCCCUUCAGCGGCCUCGCACGCGCUCGGUUCCAGCUCCGGCCUCCUCCUCGUCGGGCCGGCGGUGGGGCCAUGGCGUGUCGGCGGCGGCCCGAGGCUGGCGUCGGGGCCCGCGGCGCGCUGGCGCUGCUGGCGCUGGCUCUGAACGUGCCCGGGGCCAGGGGCCGGGCGCUCGAGUGGUACUCGGCCGUGGUGAGCACCGAGUACGUGGACCCGCACACGAACCGCACCGUGUGGAGCGUCUCGGAGAGCGGCCGCUUCGGCGACAGCUCGCCCAAGGAGGGCGCGCAGGGCCUGGUGGGCGUCCCGCGCGCGGCGGACCGCGACCCCGAGGGCUGCGCGCCAGACACUCGCUUCCUCGUGCCGGCUCCCGGCGGCCAGGGGGACGCACCCUGGGUGGCCCUGGUGGCGCGCGGGGGCUGCACCUUCAAGGACAAGGUGCUGGUGGCGGCGCGGAGGAACGCCUCGGCCGUGGUCCUCUACAACGGGGAGGGCCACGGGAACCUCACCACGCCCAUGUCCCACGCGGGAACGGGAAAUAUAGUGGUCAUUAUGGUGAGCUACCCAAAAGGAAGAGAAAUUUUGGAUCUGGUGCAGAAAGGCAUUGCAGUGAAAAUGACCAUAGGGGUUGGCACCCGUCAUGUACAGGAGUUCAUCAGUGGUCAGUCUGUGGUAUUUGUGGCCAUCGCCUUCAUCACCAUGAUGAUUAUCUCAUUAGCCUGGCUGAUUUUUUACUAUAUACAGCGUUUCCUAUAUACUGGCUCACAAUUUGGAAGUCAGAGCCAUAGGAAAGAAGCUAAGAAAAUCAUUGGCCAGCUUCCACUUCAUACUGUAAAGCAUGGAGAAAAGGGAAUUGAUGUUGAUGCUGAAAACUGUGCAGUGUGUAUUGAAAAUUUUAAAGUAAAGGAUGUUAUCAGAAUUCUGCCAUGCAAGCAUAUUUUUCAUAGAAUAUGCAUUGACCCAUGGCUUUUGGAUCACCGCACGUGUCCAAUGUGUAAACUUGAUGUCAUCAAAGCCCUGGGAUAUUGGGGAGAGCUUGAAGAUGUGCAGGAGACGCCUGCUCCAGAACCUACCCCUGGGAGUGUUUUGGUGGCAAAUUUGAGUAUCAGUUUACAAGAUGACAGAAGUGAGGGGAGCAGUUUGCCCUCGUCUUCCACUAGUGAUUCUGCACCACCGUGUGAUGCUAGUUUCAAAGAAGAUGCAGGUGAAAACACAGCCUUACUAGAAGCGGGCAGGAGUGACCUGCAACGUGGAGGACCCAUCUCCUCACGCACAUCCUGAUGACCACAUCAUGGAUAGAGCUUUGGCUCGAAUUAAAGGACUUUUUUUUUUUUUUUUUUUAAGACUUCAGCACAUAGUUUGUAUAUCUGAAAAUAAUGUACAUUCUUUUACCUUUCAGAUUCUGAUUUGAUAUCCAAAGGGCUAUUUUAUUCUUAAAGAGAUGUUUUGAUUAGUUUUAAUAUAUUUAUCUACUAAAAUGUAUCAUUUAUGAUAAACAGUAUGUUGCUUUGGACUAUUACAGAGACCACUAGGAAGGCACUCUAAAGGUCAGGGUAUGUUUCUGAAUAGUAGACUAGCUGCUACGGUACUGUAAAAACAGGAUUAAUUUUGCUUCUCAAGGAUGAUUUUAGACUGAGCAACUGAAUUUAGACCAAUAGAAAUGCAAUUGUAUAAUUCAGUGAUUGAUCAUGAGUUUUCCCUGGAGGAAAGAUUUUUCUAGAACAUUAAACCUGUGAAUGAGA
This is a messenger RNA of Neogale vison (American mink), 1753 nucleotides long. RefSeq names its product ring finger protein 149 (gene RNF149). NCBI's taxonomy places the organism in Eukaryota, Metazoa, Chordata, Mammalia, Carnivora, Mustelidae. The record is from RefSeq and is a predicted model, not a curated record. Bases 84 to 1292 code for a protein of 402 amino acids. The transcript is spliced from 7 exons.